AUGGCAGAUGCAAAAAAUGAUACAAAAUCUGAGUCUGAGCACAUUAACCUUAAAGUCCUCGGCCAGGACAGUGCUGUCGUCCAGUUCAAGAUAAAAAAACACACGCCGCUGAGGAAGCUCAUGAAUGCUUACUGCGAAAGAGCCGGAUUAGCAAUUGCAUUAGUGCGCUUCAGAUUCGACGGCGCGCCAAUUAAUGAAACUGACACACCGUACUCGCUGGAGAUGGAGGAAGGUGACACAAUUGAGGUUUAUCAGCAACAAACAGGCGGUAGAUGCUGA
Molecule: messenger RNA, 279 nt
Organism: Cotesia congregata
Lineage: Eukaryota; Metazoa; Arthropoda; Insecta; Hymenoptera; Braconidae
Source: the annotation of a GenBank genome assembly